UCCUCAUCCCCUCCAUCAAUCCUGAAUCCCUGACCCCGUCGUCGUAGACCUCCUGCUCCCCAACGGCUACUGUGCCAUUACCCGCUCAGGCCGAGCCCAAUCCGAUGGCGACGACGCCGGCGCGGCAGUCGCAGGGCGGCGGCGAGGCGGUGUCGGUGCAGCACGUGGCCAAGGCCUCCUCCGACGAGCUGCUCCGCAAGUUCGCCGACCCGGACGACGACUCCAAGCAGAGGCAGCUGACCCCCCCUCGCCGCAGCCUCGCGCUGCGCCGCAAGCGCUCGUCCCGGCGCGUCGCGUCGGGGCUCUCCGCGAGGGACUCCGGCACGGCGGGCGCUGCGUCCGGGGCGGAGCUGGCCGCGCCCAAGCGCCGGCGCAGCAUCGGCGGGUCCACGGACUGGAGGGCCGGGCUGCUGCUGCCCACCACCACGGCCUCCUCCUCCUCCGCGCGGAAGGGCACGGCCAGCCACGCGCGCCGGGGCGCGCGGCUCGACGACGCCGGCGUCGCGCACUUCCUCGCCGCGCUGGAGCGGACGUGGAAGAAGACGGUGGCGGGCGCGUCCAGGAUGUUCGUGGAGAGGCACCGGAGCAGCCACGUGCAGCUCAUCAGCGACAUGGUCUGACCGAUCACCCAAAGCCCAAGCUCUCCGCUGCCCAUCAUCUUCUGAUGGGGAUGGAGCUAAUCUGCGACAGUUUCUGCACGCGAAUUGAACCCAGUUCGCUAUAUAUGUUUGAUUGGUUGGUUUUAAUAGGAUUUACAGCAGAAUAAAAAUGGCAGAGAAGCACGGGGCGGCUAAUCGAACCAGCUACCGGGUAGAGUUCAGCCUCUUUCUCUGCCGUUCGCCAGUGUGUUUGCUUAUGUUCAUUUCUUUGUCGCCACCACUACAUACAUUGUAAAUUCAAGUUUGCAAAUUCCGUACCACACAGCUAUAUAUGCUACUACUAAUUGUAUCUCCA
Hordeum vulgare subsp. vulgare (domesticated barley) is the source of this 954-nucleotide messenger RNA. RefSeq lists its product as uncharacterized. The record is from RefSeq and is a predicted model, not a curated record. The transcript has 2 exons. The coding region runs from base 105 to 620 and encodes 171 amino acids. Lineage: Eukaryota; Viridiplantae; Streptophyta; Magnoliopsida; Poales; Poaceae.